Pseudonaja textilis is the source of this 3590-nucleotide messenger RNA. It is a transcript of the gene SRPK2, whose product is annotated as SRSF protein kinase 2. The record is from RefSeq and is a predicted model, not a curated record. Gene Ontology annotation, cellular component: nucleus; cytoplasm. Gene Ontology annotation, biological process: regulation of mRNA processing; intracellular signal transduction; spliceosomal complex assembly. NCBI's taxonomy places the organism in Eukaryota, Metazoa, Chordata, Lepidosauria, Squamata, Elapidae. Gene Ontology annotation, molecular function: ATP binding; protein serine/threonine kinase activity.
UGGGCGUGAGGCGGCCCCGGUGUCCCUUCUGGAGUUGGCGCCCGGCGUUGGCGGCCUGAGUCGGCGGGGAGGAGCUGGAGGGAGCUGCGCGUGUGGCUCCGGGCCAGGCGAGGUGGCCGGAGAGUGAUGAGCUCCCGGAAAGUGCUGGCCUUGCAGGCCCGGAGGCGCCGCCCCAAGCACCCCGCAGCUCCCGGCAGGAAGGAGAAGCACCCACCGCAUCACAAAAAGCCAGAGCCUCAACAAAAAGUUCCCUCUGCACCGCCUCCUCCUCCUCCUCCUCCUCCUUCUCCUCCACCAUUGCCGGAACCGACACAGCCAGAACCAGAGGAAGAAAUUCUGGGCUCUGAUGAUGAAGAGCAAGAAGAUCCUGCAGAUUAUUGCAAAGGUGGCUACCAUCCAGUGAAAAUUGGAGAUCUUUUCAAUGGUCGAUAUCACGUUAUCAGAAAAUUAGGAUGGGGUCACUUCUCUACCGUCUGGCUAUGCUGGGACAUGCAGGGGAAACGGUUUGUCGCCAUGAAAGUUGUAAAAAGUGCUCAGCAUUAUACGGAGACAGCCUUGGAUGAAAUAAAAUUGCUGAAAUGUGUUCGUGAAAGUGAUCCUAGCGAUCCAAAUAAAGACAUGGUGGUCCAAUUAAUUGAUGACUUUAAAAUUUCCGGCAUGAAUGGCAUACAUGUCUGUAUGGUUUUUGAAGUACUUGGACAUCACCUUUUAAAAUGGAUAAUUAAGUCCAGCUAUCAGGGCCUUCCAAUCCAUUGUGUGAAAAGUAUAAUACGGCAGGUAUUGCAGGGUUUAGAUUACCUUCACAGCAAAUGUAAGAUCAUUCAUACGGAUAUCAAACCAGAAAACAUCUUGAUGUGUGUAGAUGACACCUACGUGCGGAGAAUGGCGGCGGAAGCAACCGAGUGGCAGAAAGCAGGGGCGCCUCCUCCCUCUGGCUCAGCAGUGAGUACUGCCCCGCAACAAAAGCCUAUUGGAAAGAUAUCUAAAAAUAAAAAGAAGAAACUAAAAAAAAAGCAAAAGAGGCAGGCUGAGCUCCUAGAAAAGCGCUUGCAGGAAAUUGAAGAACUGGAAAGGGAAGCUGAAAGGAAAAAAACGGAAGAAAACGUCACCUCGACUGUACCAUCCAACGAACAAGAAGAUGGGUACCAUCCGGAAGUUAAACUAAAAAGUGUAGAAUUAGAAGAAGUGGCAGACGAAGAACCUGGGAAUGAAGAUGGAGAAACAGAAGACCAAGAUGAGAAAGAAGACACGGAAAAAGAAAACACCGAGAAAGAUGACGACCUGGAGCAAGAAUUAGCCAAUUCAGAAUCCGCUGAUCCCGCUUGGAUAGAAUCUCCCAAAACCAACGGCCACAUUAUCGACGGUCUUUUCUCCCUGGAAGAACAGAUCGAGGAGGAAGAGGAAGAGGAGGAGGAAUGCCCCAACGCCGAGCAAUAUAACCUCGACGAGCCAAACACCAAAAGCGAGUACAGUUACGGUAGCUCUUACGAACAAUUUAACGGCGAAUUGCUGAACGGACGUCAUAACAUUCCAGAAUCACAAUAUGAUGAAUUUUCAGCUUCAGUGUUUCCCGGAGCUUUAGAUUCUGUCGCUUGUGGUUCAGUGGUUUCUGAAGAAUCGACGGUAACCGAAAGAGAAGAAAGCACUCCAUCCCACGACAGGAGCAGGACGGUUUCGGCUUCCAGUACGGGAGACUUGCCAAAAACAAAAACUCGGGCUGCUGAUUUGCUGGUGAAUCCGUUAGAUCCAAGAAACGCCGAUAAAAUUAGAGUUAAAAUUGCCGAUCUGGGAAAUGCUUGUUGGGUGCAUAAACAUUUUACAGAAGAUAUCCAGACCCGACAGUACAGAUCGAUUGAAGUUUUAAUAGGGGCAGGUUACAGUACACCGGCUGAUAUCUGGAGUACAGCAUGUAUGGCCUUUGAAUUGGCAACUGGAGACUAUCUCUUCGAGCCACAUUCUGGUGAAGAUUAUUCCAGAGAUGAGGACCACAUAGCUCACAUCAUAGAGCUCCUAGGCAAUAUUCCAAGGCACUUUGCUCUCUCUGGAAAGUAUUCUCGGGAAUUCUUCAAUCGCAGAGAUCACAUAGCAUUGAUCAUUGAACUGCUGGGAAAAAUCCCUCGAAAAUACGCAGUGUUGGGAAAAUAUUCCAAGGAGUUUUUCACCAAAAAAGGAGAACUCCGGCACAUCACCAAGCUGAAACCCUGGAGCCUCUUUGAUGUUCUCGUGGAGAAAUACGGCUGGCCUCAGGAAGACGCGGCGGAGUUUACCGAUUUCCUGAUCCCCAUGUUAGAAAUGGUUCCGGAAAAACGAGCCUCCGCUGGUGAAUGCCUUCGGCACCCUUGGCUGAAUUCGUAGCAGGAGCCUUGGAUCAAAACCCCAUCGGGCCAGCCCUCCCUUUCUCCACGCAUCAAACCUAAAAAAAAACCACGGUGACUUGUCAUAAAAUGCUCUUUUAACAGGAUGGCUUCAAUCCCAGUCCUUUAUUUUUUACUUUGGAGGUACUGUUCUGACUUUUUUUUUUUUUUGCUUUUUCGUGCACUGUGUUCUGGGGAGGAGGAGAAAGGAGGAAGGAGUGUCGUUUUUGUCUUCAACUAGUAGUUCUACUGACUGUCUCCAAACAUACCCCCCCCCCCCAAACUUACUCUGUGUCUUUUAAAGCAUUGUUUCUUGUGUUGUGUGGAAUCCAAACAUUGACCUUUUUGGAAGCACAUCUCCUCCAUUCUCUUCCCUUUACUGUGUUUCAGGCAGGUUUGUAACUAUUUAUGGAAACUAUUUUAGCUGAAUAUUAUAUAAUUUACAAGUGUGAGACGUUUAUUGAGUCCGAAUUCGGAAAAUGUACAAUUCUUAUCUUCAAGCAAAAGGGACCUUGUUCUUUGUAAAAUAGCGUUAUGUAAAUGCACCCUGUAAAUGUUUAUUUCCAUUUAAAACUAAAACAAAGAAACAAAAACGGGGAUGCGGCACAAGUUGCAGAGUUAAAGCUAUUCAAUUGAAAGUGACUUUAGUAUACCAAUUGCAUGUGGUGGGUUUUGCUUUAGGGAGUUACGUAAACGUCCCUUUUCGGUAGCUGAUAAUUGGAUUUCGAAAGAAAAGUGACUCUUGAUUUCUAAAAUUUCUCACUCUCUCCAAGAGGCACUUUAAAGGAAGUCUGAAGUGUACGAAAAAUAUAUAUAUGUGUGUGUAUAUAUAUAUAUAUAUAUAUAUAUUUGAGUGACUUUAAUAAGAUGUCAUUUGCUUUCCAGUUGUGAGGUGAUGGCAUAGCAAGAGCAAACUGCUUUUUUUUCCUGUAAGGCUGAAGAAUUUAAAGAAAAUCUUGGAAGCAUUUUUUGUGCAGAACUGUGGAUGAUUAAAAAAAAAAAGGCAGUCCUUUUAAAGGAGGAAAAAGAAAGAAAGAAGCAGAAACGAUACAAACCUUACAUGAAAAAAUGAAAAGAUCAUGCACCUUCCAUUCAUAGCUUUACCUGUUUCAGAAACAAAUUGCACUAGCUUAUUUUUUUUUCCUCCCCCAUAAUCGACAUAUUGAGGAAGUAAUCUUCCUUUUGUAAGUUGCACACAAAAAGGUUAGGUGUUUUUUUGUAUUAAAAGAAGAAAAA